Molecule: messenger RNA, 1081 nt
Organism: Cuscuta campestris
Lineage: Eukaryota; Viridiplantae; Streptophyta; Magnoliopsida; Solanales; Convolvulaceae
Source: the annotation of a GenBank genome assembly
CUCCUAGAAUCUUGACAUUUGUCAUGGUGAGUGGACAAGAUUUUAAACAGCUCAUCUGCCAUGUCAUCCAGUCAAUGUACCUGUUAUUUCUUAACCAAGUCGGAUGACCCUUAUAGUGGAUUGCAGGCGGAUUCCAGAAACCUCACCCGAUCAGAACAGAAACUCCCCCGUGCAUCAGCCUCUGCCAUGAACUCACCCGUUCAAUUCUGGAGAUUCGCAGACAAAUAUAGAGAUGAGCGCAAAUACGUUUCCUUCUUGCGGUUUUCUACCCGUCGGCUCUUUCUUGGAUUUCUGAGGUCGUUGCCAUCCCCUCUUCCUUAGCCAUCUUCUUGACCUUGAUGUCUCCAAAUUACAAGUCUGUGAGUAUUUGCUUUCCACCUGUGCACCAGCAUUGUGUGUUAUGUUGUAAUCUACGCCGCAGCCCAUUGCUCGCUAGAGACGGAUAAGCCUCUUCAAUAUCUCUCUUUUUAUUACUUCGUACAUAUUAAUUAUAAAAUAAUAUUCAGGGGGUUGUUGUCUGUCUUUGGGCAUCUCUUUGUGAAUUGUUUGCCAGAAACCAUUGUGGGAACAAGGGUUUUGAAUGUUGUCACUGUGGCAAUGACUGGAUUUUGCAGGGACAAAGAUAAUUGCAUCCAGACACACAAGUCAAUCGGGGAUGUCAAAGCAGAAGGUUACUCAUUACAAUAGAACUGCAUCUAGCCAGACUUUCACUGCAAUUAAGAUUUUGGAAGAAUCAUUUUCAGAUGCUAAUGAAAAUGAUGAGAUGUGGUGGAAAUUUUUUAGAGACAGUGAGAGGUGGCGGAGAAGAAUAUUAAUGGAAGAAGUGUGUCUUGCCUAAUGUUGGAGUUUCAAGAUUUGAGAUUUCGUCUUUGAAGAAAGGAGUAUCAAUCAUGUUGUUAAGGAAUAUUUUAAAUUGUGUGGUUGUACAAAGUUAAUCACUAAAGAGUUGCGAAAAAUAUCAUCGGUGCAAUUGUAGGAUCACGAAACAAUGCUGAGGAGAAUGUUUUCAUGCCGUAAAUGAAUUUGGUACUAUUUGAUCCUGAAUUGCUCUUGAAGUUUCAAAGAAAACCAUUUGUAACAU